AAGAAGAAGUUUACCGGAAGUGAUCCAGCUAGCUCGUUCGGGAGGGAAGUGCAGUGUUUCGCUAGCUGUGUGUGCGGGUAGAGAAAAGCUUCCCGGCUGUUUGCUGUCGAGUUAAAACUUUAGUUUUCUGUCCGCCAUGGCGUACCAGCUGUACAGGAACACGACGCUGGGGAACAGCCUGCAGGAGAGUCUGGACGAGCUGAUCCAGACCCAGCAGAUCACUCCCCAGCUGGCCCUGCAGGUCCUGCUGCAGUUUGAUAAAGCCAUCAACACGGCGCUGGCCAACCGGGUCCGAAACAGAGUCAACUUCAAGGGGUCGCUCAACACCUACCGCUUCUGCGACAACGUGUGGACGUUCGUCCUGAACGACGUGGAGUUCAGGGAAGUGACGGACCUGGUGAAGGUGGACAAAGUCAAGAUCGUCGCCUGUGACGGCAAGAACACGGGAUCCAACGCCACCGAGUGACGCUGGGCGGAGCCUCCACCGGACGGGACUGUACAUAUAAUUUAUUACAGUGAUUUCUGUAAAGAAGAGCAAAACCUGUGUAAAUAAACCGGAGCUGAAGUCGGAGACCAGUCGGGCCUUGGAAGUGCAUGGAUUUUGUUUUGUUUUUGUUUUUUAAUAUGUUUGUUAGUUCUGAGUUUUGAGUUAGUUAUUACUGGGCGGGAUCAUCUUUAAUAAAACUGUAUUUAAACCACG
Myripristis murdjan (pinecone soldierfish) is the source of this 700-nucleotide messenger RNA. RefSeq names its product general transcription factor IIA, 2 (gene gtf2a2). Bases 137 to 466 code for a protein of 109 amino acids. The transcript has 4 exons. The record is from RefSeq and is a predicted model, not a curated record. Lineage: Eukaryota; Metazoa; Chordata; Actinopteri; Holocentriformes; Holocentridae. Gene Ontology annotation, cellular component: transcription factor TFIIA complex. Gene Ontology annotation, biological process: transcription initiation at RNA polymerase II promoter.